Messenger RNA from Cryptomeria japonica (Japanese cedar), 1050 nucleotides. Its product is annotated as indole-3-acetaldehyde oxidase. Gene Ontology annotation, molecular function: oxidoreductase activity; iron ion binding. Bases 480 to 929 code for a protein of 149 amino acids. The record is from RefSeq and is a predicted model, not a curated record. The transcript is spliced from 6 exons. NCBI's taxonomy places the organism in Eukaryota, Viridiplantae, Streptophyta, Pinopsida, Cupressales, Cupressaceae.
UGCUUGAGAGUAAUAUACAAUGUUGAACCUAUGCUGAUAUUCAAACUUCGGCCAAAGUUCGAGUCAAUUGGCACAACUUUUCCCCGAAAUUCCCAAAACCAAAGUUUUCGACAUAUUUAAUUUGGUUUUUGAAAAUCUCUAAAAAUUGAAAAAGAAAGCAAAAAUGACCGUUUGUUUUUUCAAUAUAUCUGGCGUCUGCUUUCCUCCAAUCUGUAUAUUACAUGCUAUGCAUGCCAUUUUAGCUGCAACAGGUUUUCCUCAGACCAGCUGGAGCUUGCAGUGAUUGCAGAGAUCAGUGAUGAAAAUUUCAAUAAUUCAUUGGAGGCUGAGCAGAUUCACUAGGCAGUGAGGCAAGUAAAAUUUAACAAUGUAAGGUUUAGAUUCGGUUUUUUCUUCUGGGCAGUUUCAGAAAUGCUUUGGAUUAUUAGCAACUUGAAGAGUAGAUCCAUAGAGGGUGUCUUCCUCGCCUUUCUCAUGACAUGGGUUGUAGGGCUAAAAGCCAAUCAGUGGAUCUUUCUGCACAAACUUACUGGGUUCCUGAUUCAAGUGCAUCACAAUAUCUCAAUUAUGGCGCUGGAGCAAGUGAGGUUGAGAUUGAUCUCCUUUCAGGAGCAACUACAAUCCUUCAGACAGAUAUCAUCUAUGACUGUGGAAGAAGCUUGAAUCCUGCUGUGGACCUUGGACAGUUUUCUGGAAAGGUGGGCUAUGGGUAUUGGUACAGGGAGCGGAUUGUAAUAAAAAUUAGGAUACGUGGACAAAUGAAUAAGGCAGAUCAAGUUGACGUUUCAGAUUCUUCUUUGAGUUCGGUUUUUUAUAUUCCAAGACCACGUUGUCAAGUUGACAUUACCAAAAUCUCGCUUCAUUUAAUUGCAGCUGGUUGUGCACGUAGUCCUCGUCCCUCGCGUCAUACAAACAUGGACACUAUAUAAUAUUAUUGUUUGUUUUUUUUCAAUUACGCGUAAUUUUUAACUAAUAUUAGAAUUGUUUUCUAAGUAUUACAUUGAGAUUCUCAAAAUCACAAUCAUAUUGAGUAUUUUUAUUUCCCUUGAA